Molecule: messenger RNA, 7075 nt
Organism: Porites evermanni
Lineage: Eukaryota; Metazoa; Cnidaria; Anthozoa; Scleractinia; Poritidae
Source: the annotation of a GenBank genome assembly
AUGCUGCCCUGGUUGACUGCAGCGUUUUCAUUCUUUCUGGCAUGCUCGGUAAAUGGCCUGGACGCGGUUUUAAACGACACGUGUGCUGGUCAGGCUGAUAUAAAUCAAGUUGCGUGUAUGAUCCAGAAACUUGACAUAAAACUCGGCUCACAGAGCUCAAAGCUAGAUAAAGUCAUUCAACUUUUACAGGGUAAGCUGGGUAAGCUCUCCUCCCAGUAUGGCCAAAAUGAAAAACGGUUAUUGCUAUAUUUACGCCCAUCUAAAGAUGUGUUUCAAGUGCACUGUUGGUUAGAAAGAACUGCGCAUGCGGACCCAGCCCCAGAGUGGGUCAAUUUAUUCCUGCGGACCUAAAGCCUUAUUCAGUUUCUUCUUACCCUCGGCUAAUAGAGCUGGUAGAGGUUUCUUCCGGGAUGGUGUUUAGCAUGUACGGAGUCGUUCGCGGCGCUGACCUCUCGAAGUUUGGCUUUUGUACGUCUCUCGGGGACGGAAAUAUGCCAACGACUCCUUACAUGCUAAACAACAUGCCGAAAUGCAACCUCUGCUGACAACUUAGCCUCUUCUGAAGCCAUUUGAGCACAAUUUGAACCAAAAUACCCCUAUUAAAUGUCUGUUCCAACUCAAUAUGGGAUCCAUUUAAGCCCGACUGUCAGAAUAAACCCUAGAAAAUUGGACUAUAUUGGCCUUAGCAAAGAAGCCGACUUAGAGUGUAUUUUCCUUUCCAAAACCGCUCCAAAUUCGGUACUCCAACAAAACUUUUGAAUUUUUAGUGUGUUAGAUGUUCCUUUCUUUUCUAAUUUGUCCGGGAUAGUGAGCAAAACCGACUGAACCUCAAGUUCUAAGAGUAGAAAAUAACCAAAUUUUCCCUUCAGGCCUAGCUGAUGCUCUCGAAAUGAUAACUUGAAGGUGUAAAGGUGGGCGUAUAAUCUGUGGAAUAUGAUCUUUCGGGUUAGAGGACCAGGUAGAACUAUUUACAUAUUUUUUUUGUUAAUAACAAUGUAUUUUUAACAGUCCAGUUCGCUCAGGCUCUACCACAAGCCCUUCAGUGCGCCCGCGUUCCUUCGCGCACUCGAAAACGAAAUUAAAAACGGUUUAGACGCUUGACCGCGUGGGAUACUCCCUCACACGGCUUAAAAUCGACCCCAGUUCGCUGGCGGGCUAAAGGCGUCGGAUAAACAGCUUAGACUAUAUAUGGUAAAGUAUGUAGAGACUCGCGAUGGCUGUCAGCUUAAUUCGCCAUCGGUAUUUACCACAGGCUCAGCAACUUAUAUUUAUCAUUAAAUCUUGCACAAUUUUGUUUUGCUUCAGCAAGAUAAAAAAAAGUUGGUUUCAAAUCCUACGACAUUUGAUAAAUUCGUGACUCAAUAAAGCUUUGCAGAUGACUAUAACUUCAACGUACGCCACUGGAGCGAUGCUUUUAUCUUGAUAAAAGUAAGAUGAGACAAUUGUGGUGGCUUUCUUCAGAGACUAGUAGCCUAAUAAGGUACCAAGGGAACAAUUUCAAAUAUCAGUCUUUGAUUAUGAUAAUUAACGUUCCCAUUACAACUACUUUUUCAAAAGUGUCAUGUGACGUGACGUUCCCUCACGUUACAACUUUUUACAUUUAGAAUGACCAUAUUCUAAUAUUAACCUAGGCCCCAAAAUUUGGCGAUCGUUUUUGCGAAUAUCUUCUAGAUGUUGAAAGAAACGACGAAGACGCAUCCAUACCAGUUUUAAGCUCGAUAAUUAUUCCAACCAAACAUGACAGUCUGCGGUCUCUCUCUUCACCAAGGCAACACGAAAGGCAGCCUGCGAACAGGCUUCCAAGUGGAGAGGGGUGAAAAUAAAAAAAAAUUCGCCGAGCGAAACGACACGAGCGUGGCCUGAGAAAAAAAAGCGGGGAACCUGUAGACUUAGCUUUGAUGUCGCCCAUUCGCCCACUUACAAUUAUCCCCCUCGCAGGGUAGGGGGGGGGGCGGGGGGGGAGGUGUCUCUAAGGAAAUAUGUGGUACAGUCCGCCUGCCGGUCUCGCGUCAGUGACUUUUCAAAAUGGCGAGCACAGUGUUCAUCUAAUUGACGGAUAAAAAUUUCGAUUUUAUCACGGAAAUACUGUUCCGAUUUCUUGGAAUUGGCAAUUUUAAGGUCCCUAUUGCCAUGGAAAACUAGACUUAAGUACUUUUUUGGAAUGAAAUGUCCAGCGGUGUAAUGAAUUUUAAAGAUUCCUUUCUAUCGUCGAGCAAAGUUUACGGGCAAUCAUACCGACCGGUCACUUUUUUGAGGGCCAGUGCACAGCAAGAUUUAGGAAUUUAGACACAGCAAUAGGAGGUACAUCAAAGGAUGUAUUAUACUCUCAGUUGCGGGUAUUUUCAACUCUUCAGAGCUGGUGGAACCCCACAUCAGUCUUCAAAGUUCGCUUAGCUGUAGCGUUGAAAGAGGAAGCUAAUUGACAGGUAUUUGUGAGAGACUGUGAGCAGUGAAUCUUGUUGCUUUGCCGUAUUUUAAUACUGUACUGGCGGUGAUACACCUGUAAUUCUUUAAUUAAAUCCCCAAAACGAAAUAAAAGGUUUUAAUUAUUUGGGGGGGGGGGGGGGGGGGGAAUGUGUGGGGUGACGGGCAGUGUGUUUUUUUGUUUGUUGCUUUUUUAGUAUUAGUGCGGGGGUGGCAAACAUUUUUUUUUUUUAAUAAAUCCCCAAAAAAAAAAAAAAGGUGUUUUGUUGUUGGGGGGGGGGGGGGGGGGGUCAAACCCAGUGGAGAUUUUAGGGUAAUAAUAUUGAUGAUUAAGACGAUGUACAAAAGGGAAGUUUAAAUUUUUUCAGUGGGUCACUGGUGGGUGUUGGGUGCAAAUUAGUACAGUUUGUGGUGUACUGUGUGUUGUUUGUCAUGAUGUCAACUAACAUUGAAAAAAAUUCAGCUCUUUCAGAGGAAUGACAUGUCUUGACAACUUACGGUUUUUUUCUGGUCGUAAGCUUGGCCAGUAUGCAGAUCAAGAGCUUUUAAAAUCGCUUUCCCAAAAUAAAACUCCGGACUUAAGCUUAAAAUAUAUAUUCAGAUCCAAGUGCAUGACCAGCAGGGUCAGCAGUAAGAAUAAAGGAAAAAAGCCAAAAGGAAAAAUAGUGUUAAAAAACAAAGACUAAACAACAACAAAAGAAACGGUACAAGGAAAAAGAAAACAGCGUCGCCCGGGGAGUCGAACCCGGUUUAUCUGCACGUGCAAGCAACUUCUUGACCACUGCACCACAGUGACUAGUCUGUUACACAGCCGUUUUUCUUCUUCUUAGAGUUUCCUCGACCUCGCUCGUCCUAAUAACUGUCGUAUCCUUUGCUAAUUUGCACAAGCGACCCGAGGCUCUUGCCCGUUACCAUGUGACGUCAUACUGGCAGGCGGAAUGGGUCAAGAAAUCAAGAAACUUAGGUGGAAAACAAUAGAGUUACCCCCCCCACCCCCCUGUGUUACAGAUAUGUUAAUAACAUGCAAUAAGGUAAUUAGACCUGUCAAAUUAUGAUAUUUUUACUCUUGAAUGCAUGGGCUUCAAUAACAUUCGUGGCUAUUUUGUCAAUAUUCACAGCAACAGUCAGCGAUCUGACCAAUCAGAUCAUGAUGCCAUAAUCUGAUAUCAUGGAUGGACGGCAUUAAAACAAAGUGUGCAGGCUCCCCCGCCAUUUUGUUCUCUCCCAGGCCACGCUCGGCUUGCUUCGCUCGCUCAUUCAGUCUUUUCCGCCCCGCUCCUCAUGGAAGCCUGUCUGCAGGCUUCACGAAAAGCCUCAAAAAUCCAUAGCAUAUCAUAGCGUAAAACAGCACGGGACGGGGAAAAACAUGACACAUUACUCAGGCAACAUUUUCUUUGAACCUUUAUUGAACAUUUGCGCUAAAAUCUGCAUUUUGGAGCAAAUUAUAGCCAUCGUAUCGUUCAUCUGUAUUCAGUCUUCCAUGAAGAACGAAAGAUCUAUGCUCAUAUUUCAAACGGCCCCACCAACAUCCAGAGGAUGGUCUGCCUGUACUGACGUCAAAGACGUUAAAUGUUGCCUUCCAUUCUAACUUCCACCCCUCCCUCCUUAUGUACAUACCAAUACUUAAUACUUACUCACUUUCUUACAUACAUACUUACUUAUUACUUACUUAUUUACGUACUAUCGAUACCUACUUACUUACUUACGUACUUUUAAAUACUCAUUCAGGUGGCGGACAAUCGAGUUGCAAGGAAAUUUUUGAGAAGGGAUCGUGAGUACAUCAUAAAUAAUUAGCAACAUUUCUUGUCACAUUUUUGGUUUCGUCAUGAAACAACCAACCUUUUUAGGUUUUCAUAGUAUCUUUCUUUAGGUUCAACGGCUUUCUUCGCAUUUAAUAUAUUAACCAGGCGCUCAGAUUAGCUGUAACUCCAGUGCAAAUUAACUACGGCACGCGAAUGGCGCAUGCACGUGCAGCACAUGCAUGUGGGUUAAUGUUGUCUAAGUGGAUAAAGGGACUCCAAUGGUUUUUAUUAAAACAAUUAAUAAGGGCUGCAGAGUUGCUAGUAAAUGCGGUGCUCUGCCUAUUCAAUUGUAUUUAUAAUCCAGAAAGCCCUUCGUAAUUUUUCGACUUUGAGGGCGGCGUUCUUUCAAGUAACUACGGUUGUCUUAAGAGGGACUUACUACAUUAUUUUGUUGUCCAUCUGCUUAUAACAUUUGAAGGCUUUAUUACAUUUGAGGUGGCUUCAACGGCCUAAUUAUAACUAUCCGUUUUACUGCUUUCCGAGCGGGUACAUAUAAUUUUUAAUUGAGGCCACACUAUGCCCGAUUCGGCUGGUGUUACAUUAACUUGGCUUGGCUGUUGUAGAUUGCUCCAUAAAAAUUUUUCUGUCCAACGAGUGAUCAAAAGAUUUUUAUAUUCUAUUGUUAUAUUUAUUCCUGUUUUCUUUUUUCUCACUAUUAAAACUCAAUCGUUUAUUGCAUCUGAUAGACAGUCAUUUAAUUAAAACAUUCAAAGAAAAUAAAUCUUGCUUUAUUGCAGUGCCUCAAACAAAUAUCAUUUAAGUCAAUAUCUAUUUACUAGGAUGCGUGAAAACAAAGCCUACUUACUGAAUGUGGAGUCUGAAAAAAUUCCUGUGUACUGUCAUAUGGAACGUACAACUCAGCUUGAAGCAUGCGGAGGAGGCGGAUGGACGCUGGUCAUGAAGAUCGAUGGCAAAAAGGUAGCAGCAGCAAAAAAACAACUUUAUUUAUUAUUCAUUAAAAAUAUAUUGCACAUGGUCAUGAUUGGCUUCAGUCCAUCGACUAAUUCUUCAUAACCAACCGGCGUUUACCAUAUUUGGAAGAUGUAGGAAAUAUACAUGAUCGAUUCGAUGGUAAAUUGCCUAAUAAUUAAACCCAUCAAUCAACCUCGUUUCCAGCGUCGCGGCAGCCUAGUUGCUUACGCCUGAGUGAAAACGAGGCGCUCAGGGCUAUCCAAAGACAAAAUAGCCGAAUUUCUGAAUAAUACUCAGCCUCAUUCAAAAAUUGUUAAUUUUUAUGCAGUUCUGUCACCAUCUUGGCCUGCGAAAACAUCCGUUUCUCCUCGCUAUUCGCCGCUGGGGACGUUUCGCGCGGAGGAACGUUUGCGACUUAGAGCGCGACAGAAAUUCCAUACUAAUGACGUAAAAUCUGUCCGGACAGAAGCGCUGAUUGGUAGACGGAGUAGUUACAUUGUUUUAGCUAUUGUUUGCAUGCGAAUGACAGACAAGAGACAAAAGGCCACAAAGGUCAACUGUAACACAAAGAAUCUCUAACAAAACAGUCAAUAUUUGUGGAAUAUAGUCUUCUCUAGAAGAAGCAUUUGAGUUUCGCUGGAGCUCGUUGGCAGAUGAACACAACACCUUACCAAAAUCGACCAGAAGACACGUAAUAUUGGACAAAUUUAUAUUUGGAACCCCGUAACUACCGGAUUUGUUAUGUAAACAUUGAUUUGCGUCACCAGUAUGGGAUUUCUGUCACUGAGUCGCAGAAAUUCCUCCGCGCGAAACGUUCCCAACGGCGAAGAGCGAGGAGAAACAUAUGUUUUCGCAGGCUAUCACCAUCUCAAUAGUCCCUUUGCAGCAAGUCACUCAAUUACGUGAUUCGCUUUGUCUCGACCGCUCGUAUAGCCAGUCAUAUAAUAAAGCCUCCUUUUAGCUUCACUAGUAGAACCAUGAUGGCGGUCAUUGACUAUCAUCACGACGAAAUGUUCAGAGGAAUCCCUUGCCAUAUAACGUCGUUAAUACCGUUGCGUUGGUAUUUGUUACAUUAUUUAAGGUCUUCUUAGCCUAAAUAUUCUGAAAACUGUAUGUUGAGGGGGAAGGAGGUUGGAUGUGGUUGUUCCCAGAGCCCAGACGACCAAAUUGAAUAGUCUUGAACUUUUGGAGCACAAUGUAACCACUGUGAUGUCAAAUGAAAACGGUUUGUUAAUUGACGAUAUAUGACUAUCAUUUUCUUCUUUAUCUGCUUAGAGAACCUUUCACUACGAUGCGAACUUGUGGACCAACAAGAAGGAUCAUAAUCCCUCUGCAGGAAAGAUCCUGUUUGAUCAUCAAGAGACAAAAUUACCCACUUACUGGAGCACACCAUUCUCUAAAAUCUGCCUCGCUAUGAAGAUCGGCCACCAAGUUAAUUCGAUCAUGAUAAAAAAACAAGCCGACUCCUUGUAUUCCCUGAUCGCUGACGGAAACCAUCGUUCGACGUCACUUGGUCGUCACACCUGGAAGAAGCUGAUUGGCCAACAGGCAUCGCUACAGAGAAAUUGUAACCAGGAAGGUUUCAAUUGUAAAUCCUAUAGCAAAGCAAGAAUCGGUAUCAUAAGUAACGGAGAAAAGAACUGUGAUACCUGUGACUCCAGAAUUGGGUUUGGUGCUGGGGGAUAUCCUGAUGGUGAUGACAACACCUGUGGAAACUGGGCACGGCAUGGUGGGGACAAUGGCGAUAGGGACAUAAAAGCCAUGGGUUACAUCUUGGUGCAAUGAGUAUCCGAACAAUCUGCUUCCAGUUCACGACGCACAAUGAUUAAUGGGACUUACAACGCUUAUAGAAACUGUAGACUUAUCAGUACGCAAUUAGUUUAGGUCAGGACCAUUUGUAGAAAUUCAGUUGAAUAGACGCAUUGCUUCAAACAAAC